UGUAUACUAAACGGGGUGAAACGCAAGUGUCUGGAUGACGAAUUUUUUGGAUUUUGGGGUUUAUUAUUUUUUAUUAUUUAUUCGGGAGUGAGGAUAAUUACUUAUCUAUAAUUUAGGAGUCGAAGUUGUAUUUAUUCUCAAACAUUCGUAUUAAAAAUUAAAGGUAGUUUCAGAGCACUUUUCGUCUAUAGGAUAAUGCGCCACUGGCUUUCGUCUAUACUUGUUCUGUCUUCGGAUCGCCUCUACUCUUUUUCACCCUCUCCUGUGUUCUUUGCCUCUUUCCUCUUGGUUCCCUUUCUCUCCGCCAUUGGGUCUUGCAUACUCUCUUUCCGAUGGGUAAGCAGCCAGGCAGGCAAGCAGGCAAGCACGCCCACACCGACACACACCGAAGAUCGACAGUGAAUUGGUGAAUGCACGCAUCGGACUCUCCUUGCCGACGUUCGUUCUUUCUCAGUGCGUGGCUUACUCGGAUACCGUGAAGUACAUCACUUGUUUCAUAUCAUCUACGUGGCGCGUUGCAGCGAACGCUUCGCUCUCAACUCUUCGGACAAAGACACUCGAAGAACCUAGAAAGAAACUAGACGUAGACGAAUACGUGCCCUUUAAAGUCACAGAAAUCGAACGACGAAUGCUCGUUGGUUCGCCGUCCGCAGCAGUCGUGCCAUCGAAAUCACUUCGCGAGUGCCCCGUCUGUUUUUUUCCGAGCGACCACGUUUAACCAGUGCCAAGAAUAACGGAGCUACCAAAUGCAUAAUGGAACCCAAACUAAAGUUACAAGAAUCCCAGUAAUUCGGUGACACCUUAAACCCCCCUCUCGAUCCUAAUCUCUGUAAACAGAAAGGUGCGAUCGUUCUCAACGAUUUUCAAUCGGAGAUCCGUUGAAAGUGGAUUCGAAGAUCGAUGGAUCGCGAGUAUCCCCUUGCGGAUAGAAAUUCCUUCGCUUUCAUGUGGAAUCGAACAAUUUUAUUGGCGAAACGCCUUGCACCGGUGUUUUUGUGCUCUCGAAGAAAUUGUCCAAAGAAAUGAGAUCCUCCUUUGCCUGGAAGCCUGAAUCUCGCGCGAUCGGCUCUACUGGAAGCGUGGGCGUCUUGAAUUUUGGAAAUCGUUUUUGAAAAGAAGGAACGAAGACAGUGGCCAGCGCAAAAUGACGUCGAACGAGGAUGGCGACCUGAUCGACCUCGGGAACGACGUGUGCGUGCCACGGGUGCCGGUUCCAGAAUCGUUGCCCGAGGAACAGGAACACCUCCUCGACGUGUGCCCGCCGAAAUUGGAGGAAACGCUCUCGUUGACCAGAAAACAGGAGCAAGUGCAGAGCGUGAGCGACAACGGGGACGUAUUGGUCACGCUGGGUCACGACCAGGUGGUGCCGAUACGCAAGAGGAUCGACGUUGUUUCCUCCGACACGAUAAAAAGGGUGCGCGACAUUACCAGGAACUUGGAACCAGUUAUAAGGAAGACUUGUUCCGAUAUUAACGAGGAGCACCAGGACACGGUCGACCACGGGAGUACGUCGAAUCGCGAGAAGCACGAGGACGAGACGUUCGAGGCCCAGGAGAUCAACAACGCCUUCAAUUUCCUCACGGAGCACGACGACACGGAGGACCAGGCGGAGACGAGUCGCGACGAGCUCGAGGAUUUCCAUGCGUCGGUGCUGUUGACGCGGCCUGAAAAGGAGGAUUUGCUGAGCUUUCAUCGGGGAUCUUCGAGGUCCUUGAACUGGAUGUCCCCUGGUAGCUAUUUCGUUAAGGACGAUGGCGAUCUGGAUAAUCCUGCUUUCGAAUUGUCUCCCAGUUCGAACAAGCUCUGCGAAAAUAUCUCGAGGAAGAUUAGAUCCGUGUCCGUUGGUAACGAGCUCGAGGCAGGUAGUCAGGCUAUUGUGAAGAAACGCUGCCUAAAAGAGGAUGCAUUUGGCAGAACGGUCGAGAGGUCAUCGUUUCAACGCAUGCAUCGUAAAUCAUGGACGGAGGGAACCAAUAGUCUUAAGACUAGAUCGAGGGACGUUUUUUCGCGAACCGAUAGGUCGACUAGUUUGGGAGAUUACAGCUGCGAGCCGUCGACAUCCGAUAUUCACCGACAGUCCAGCUUUAUUUCGAGUUUUUCACGGGAGGAGGGCCUGGAUACGGGUCCCGAGGACGGAUGUUCGGAGUGCUCGGAAGUAGAUUGGUCGUGGCUAGAGGAAGUGGAGUGCCCGCGGCCCACGGACUCGUCGUUAGCACCCGUUGCGGUUGACGAGGUUCAGGAGAACAGUGAACCGCACCGUGGGGGGAGCGCAUCCCCCACCAGCGAUAAUGGAAGGCGCAAGCGCGGCUGCGAGCAUCGUGCUACCGAUGCGGGCUGCAGUGCCGCGAUGUCCGUCUCCGGGACGGCAAAGUCCUUGGUGGUCGAUGGCUCGCGAUGGUCGACCUCCGACCCGUUGUCCGAUCUCGAUCAGGUCACCGAUCGCGAUGACACGGCGCGUUGCAACGCGGGCAACGAGGCAGUCGCUCGCGAGACGCGCGACAACGCGACCACCGUGGUGAAUUCGUGGGUACGCGCAUCCAUGAGACGUUUGCGCCACUUGAGACUACCGGAAGGCACCGAAAGACAACGCAGCGCCGACCCAAACACUCGUCGAGGAGCGGUGGUGUCCGCGCCGAACUCUUUGCCCGACAUAGCGCUGAUAGCGCCAGAGAUAUUGGCGGCGCAGACGAACGGCACUUCCGGUACCCUCCUGAGGCCAUCCAGCGCCCCCGCGAGGAACGCGAAUAGUUCGACCGUUGUGUCACCGCGAAGGGGUGGCAGACAGGCCAGGGGAAGUCGAUCGCAGGCCACGCGUAGUCGCGAGGUGUCCUCCAGGCAAAGCAGCGUUCUUUCCACGACCACGGGCAGCGACAUCACCUCAGGAACGACGACGUGCUCCAGCUCUUUCGGCGGUGCUUCCACGAGUCCACCUUCCAGCACGGUGACCAGUCCGCAGCGCAUCGCUUCCAGACGGAUAUGCGAAAGGCAAAGAGACGUCGACAGGGACGAGGACAGAGGAGAGGACGACGACGAAGAUGCGAAUCCAUUGGGGAAGUGGCCGCACGCUCUUAGUCCUGCGUUGGCGUGCCUAAGCUGCACCCUUGGUCUCUUUAAUAUAAGUAGAUUCUCUAUCCUUAGUAUACAAUUUGGAGCAAAUUUCAUUGUACAGUUCCUGAUUUUGUCUCUGGUAUUGGGCAUUCCACUUCUGACGUUGCACGUGUGCCUCGGCCAGAGACUAGCGGCUGGAUCCGUGGAUAUGUGGAGGAUCUCGCCUCUCUUUCAGGGCGUCGGUAUAGCUCUGUUGACGGCGCAAGCGUUUAUCGGUAUCUACAGUAUAGUCGGCGUGUCAUGGAUGUUCGUGUACUUCAGGGAUUCGUUCAUAACGAAGCAGGACAAGUACCGCUGGGCAGAGCCGUUCUCGUUGUACAGGGAGGACAAGCCACCGCAGAACACCAGCACCCUGAACAAGUUGUACGAGACUGUGCCCGAUUACUUCAGCGGGGUCGUGCUGCAAAGACAUCACCUGAACGAAUCGGACACUGGCGUUGUUACGUUAAAAUUUCAAGUGGCCUUUAACUUGGCCGUCGUGUGGAUGAUCGUGUUCGUUUCGUUGAGCAAAGGCUUGAGAUCUUACGGGAAAGUGGUGUACGUUUUCACGCUGGUGCCUGUGUUUGGCACGUUGGUUCUCUGCACGAAAUUACUCGGUCUCACGCCACCGGGCUCCAUACAUCAAAUUUUCCCUGCCACCGUCGGUACCGAGUUCUUCAUAAAUGGGAAAUCGUGGGUGGCGGCGUCCAUCGAGGUGUUCCUCACCUGGGGACUGCUCGGCGCUGCCGCUAUGCAGAUAGCAGCACACAACAAGCACAAGCAUCUCCUGCAACGGGACACGAGCCUCGUGAUAGUGUUAACGAUAAUCGUUCUACUACUCGCGGCAUUACUGGCGAAUACUUGCGUGCAGAUUCUCAAGCAUCACGGGUAUAUUUACAAUCCGAGUUCGUUCGAGAGAAUAUCGUCGUACGCGUUCAUGAGGCACGUGAACCAGCCAGCUCCGCCGGGAUAUAGUAGCACACCAGAGAGAUUUAUGACCCACGCGUCGUUCAUCGUCGGGGAACGCGUAACUCGACCAGGGGCGGACUCGAGCGUCGAAUCUGGUUAUCAGGUCCUGAGAUUCUCGACGGAAUUGGUCCCUGCGACGCUGGCAUUGCUGGGCACCGAGCAAGUGUCGCCGUUCUGGGCAGUCCUCUUCUACUUUGUGCUCAUUCUCUUCGGGAUAGCUCAACAGCUGGCGAUAUGGCACUGCGUGAUAACUGGGAUUAUGGCUAUCAAUACAAAAAUGAUGAAACUCUGGGAGACCACCAUCACAUUCUUCAGCUGUGCCUGUGCUUACAUACUGGGCCUGCCCAUGGCCACCGAGUUGGGCAUACAUAUCGUGUACUAUAUAGACUAUACAAUCGGUGGUUCGUGGUGGAUAAUGAUCCUCUACUUGGUGCAAGUCGGUGCUGUGUUCGCGGUGCGAGGUCGUCCACAUAGCGGAGAAGCGGUCGUUGCUGAAUUAUUUCCACCGACCGGUCGAUGUCUCAGACACUGGGCUGGUCCACUCUUAUCGUUUACAUGGAACGUCGUGCUACCUGUUAUUCUUAUGGUACUCAGCAUCACGGUAUUCAAGAAUGCUGGGUUUCGAGAACUGUACUCUUAUCGACGCACUACCAGAGAUUACUGGCCGGUAUGGGCGAGACAACUAGGAGCUGCUAUUCAACUAAUACCGAUAUUAAUUAUACCCGCGGUGGCUAUCAUACAAACCUGUCGAUAUUUGAACAACGGCCCACCCGAUAUAUUUGAUACCAAUCAAGUGGCGGUUAACGUAAAUCACUGCGAGCAGUGUAACGGCCGAAUUCAGUUGCUCUACCGACCCUCCCUGGAGCCUGACAAUCCAACCACCACCCAAACUCACAUCGGAACCGAGACCAGCACCAGCAUCCAUGGGAAUGGUAUCGUCCCAACGAGCACGGAAGUGCCUUUCGAGGAUCCUCCACCGAAGUACACGCCACCACCGAGUUAUACCACGGCAACAGGGGCGAGGCUAGCGAAGAUGUUGAGACAAAGUUUCCGUAGAAGCGUGAGAAGGAUAGCAAACGUCCUUGGCGAGAGCAGCGCCCCAAGGCAACGACCAGCGUUGCAGCCACCGCCUCCCGAUUACGCGACCGUCCUCGUGGAGAUGAAUCAGGGCAGACAGACACAGGAUGUAACGAUUACCAUGACCGAGGCAAGGACAGAAAUUCCAGUUUCGAACAGACGAAGCAACGCCAUGGAAAGACACAGGCCUAACACGAUCGACAGAUCAACGAGGAUUGGCGUUGUCGCACAUCCCAUCGAGCGCACCCACUCCACGCUCGAAAGAACUAGACCAAGAACGUGCACCACCGUCUCGUCGAGCAGCUUGAACCUAACCGCGGUCGAUGUAGCGAAUUUACUACGUAGUAGCAUUAGAAGAGGGACCACACGAACCCAACAGUCCCUGCGUAGAAGCUUUUGCCACGACGAGCCGGCGGUCGCGGCCUCCGUCGAGAAUCUAGUCGAGGCUGCUGCGCCUAUCGGCGAGGAAUCCUUGGUCCUUCCUAAGGACGUGUCUCUAGUCUCUGAUGAACAGGCUAACGAUAAUAGCGACGAUAAAAAGACUGCCGUGGAAACGGACAUGUCCGUUUCUGUGAUAUAGACUGUGCCCUUCGCUCGAGUUUUAUCUAAGAGAAAUCCCUCGACGACGGUUGCUCUUGAUGAUAUUCCUACUACGUUGUUGUCCGCAGUGAUUCAUCCGUUUCGUUUAUUCUUCGUUCGUAUCAGAUUAUUUGCCCGCGCUUACCGAGGAAUUUUCGUUUCCGAUCAUCGAUUUCGCUUAAUUCGUGCAAUUGUCGUACCGCGAAAGACGGGACAGAUCGUUGAUUAAUCUUAUCGAUCAACGCCCGAGAAAUUGAUUUAAUCUCUUAGACUGAAUUCAGUAUUUUUUGUUUUGUUUUGUUUUGUUAAUCUUGUCAUGCCUGAUGAUUAAUUGCAUAAUCUCAUCGUGUUCUCUCUAUCGCGACGGAUUGUAUUAGGGUGAACCCGUUUUCCUUCCUUCUUUCUAUUUUUAUUUAGUUUAAAAGAACAUAGAACGAAGGAAGAUAAGACGGAGAUAAGUUUUAGUUCGCCCCUUUGUUUACCUUGCGAUGGAGAAUGAAACGUACAACGAACUUGUUUCACGUUUACGGCUGUAAGCUUCGAUUAUUUCGCGCGUACUCGAGAUCCGUUAAAGUUCAACUAGCUUUGAACCAGUGUAAUUUACGAUUGUUUCUUACUCGAGACUGUGCAGAUGAAAGAUUGAUGUACUAUAUACUGCUGUUAGUCUCCUAGUAGAUUUACCGUAUUACUUGUAUAUAGUAUUUUAAUAAAUUGUUUUAAGAUAAA
Hylaeus volcanicus is the source of this 6438-nucleotide messenger RNA. RefSeq names its product sodium-dependent transporter bedraggled (gene bdg). NCBI's taxonomy places the organism in Eukaryota, Metazoa, Arthropoda, Insecta, Hymenoptera, Colletidae. The transcript is spliced from 15 exons. Gene Ontology annotation, biological process: sodium ion transmembrane transport. The coding region runs from base 1145 to 5713 and encodes 1522 amino acids. Gene Ontology annotation, cellular component: membrane. The record is from RefSeq and is a predicted model, not a curated record.